GCACCACCUACAGUCCAGUUCACCACGUUGCGCGAAGCCAACCAGUACUUCUUUGAGCUGCUUGCUUGCUGGAGCUGGUGGGCAAGCAAGCUGACCUGGACAGUUGUGUGUUGAAUGCUGCCGUGUCCGCCCUCCUCGGCCUUCUGACUUGUGUUGCGGAUUCACACACACACAGACAACAACAACAACAACAACAACAACAACAGCUGCCGCCCUCGCUUCGCUGGCUCCAGUCUGGCGCGUGUGUGAGAAACUGACACACAUCGAGCAGCCGAGCACCUGAACAACUGAGGGGCUGCCUUGGUUUGCCAUUUACAUUCGACUCCUGCAACCAACCAACCAACCGACCGAUACCAGGUUUUGUGGAGUAGGAUCAUGUAUGUGGAAGGCGGUGCAGGGCACGGCUGCGUCCACUACCAGCGUCAUUGUCAAAUCCUGUCGCCGUGCUGCCAGCGAUACUUGCCGUGUCGCCGGUGCCAUGACGAUGAGGAUCAAGACGGUGGCUGUGGCCAACAGCUGAACCGUCGCAAAGUGACGCGAUUACGCUGCUCUGCCUGUGGAUUGGAACAGCUGGUGGGCGAGGCGUGUAUGCGAUGUGGGCAGAGGUUCGGCAACUACUUCUGCGCGAUAUGCAGGUUCUUUGAUGACGACACAGCCAAGCAGCAGUACCACUGUACACGCUGUGGCAUCUGUCGUGUCGGUGGUCGGCACAACUUCAAACACUGCGACCGCUGCUGUGUCUGCUACUCCAGGGAGCGCUUUGCAUCGCACGUCUGCGUCGAAGAAGCUGCUGAUCGCAACUGCCCCGUCUGCUUGGAGCAUUUACACUCGUCCACGCGAAAGCUCUUUGCGCCGCCCUGUGGCCAUUUUCUCCACAACAGCUGCUACCGUAUGCUCCUCUCAACCACGUCCAAGUGCCCCGUGUGCACGCAGUCGUUUCUCGACCUCUCCUCCAAAUACAAACAUCUGGAGGAGCAAAUUCAACAAACGCCCAUGCCGCCACAGUACAAGAACACAUAUGUACACAUCCGCUGCCGCGACUGCUCUCGAUCCUCGUACGCAAAAUUCCACUCCCUCGGACACAAGUGCAAGUACUGUAUGUCGUACGACACUGCGCAGAUGGGCGAGCCCGUGCAGGGCCCACCGCCCGACGAUGAUGAUGAUGACGACCACAUCCGCCUUCAUCACAGCAGCCACAAUAGUCACACCAGUCACGGCAGCCAUGGCACCAGUCACACCAGUCACACCAGUCACACCAGUCAUGCCAGCCAUCACACCAGUCACGGCAGCCACGAUGGCGGUGCUGCUCUGCAGCAUCCACCUGUGGAGCAGAACGUUGCGCAGCAGCUUGAGCAGGCGCGUGCGCGUGUGCGGGACCUGGAGCUGCGGCGCCGCACGGCUGCAGGCACCAAUGAUCCCUUGGCCGAGGGUGAUGGUGAUGGUAACGGUGAGGGUGAUGGCGGUGGUAGCGGUGCUGAUCACGGUGGCGGUCAACACGAGGACUCAUAGCGAAACCAGCACAACCCUUGCGCUUUUGUUGUUCUGACAUGCGAGGGUUGCUGCUACUGCAGCUGUUGCAACUGAUUUGGUUGUUCUCUUUGCAUGUUUGGUUGUUCCAUUCUCACGCUCCCACCUGUACACUUGAUCUGGGUGUUGUGUUGUUGAAAUGUCAUGACAUUCCCCUUUUCUUUUUCCUUUUUUUCCCUGUGUUGCAGCCGUUGCUGCAUGCUGUGAAUGCUGUGCGCUGUUCUUUUUUUUUUUUCUUUCUUUCUUUCUUUUCUUGCUCCGUCUGCAACGUCCUUGCUCGCUUCAGAUUCUCUUCUCCUUGUCCCCCCUCUCCCCACUACGCACUGUGCACUCUCCCACUCCACUUUGAUACUUCGAUACUUUGCACUCGCACGUUGUUGUGUGUUUCGUCUUCCUCUUCUUCCGUUUCAGGCAUUCAGGCAGACAGACAAAGAGAGAGAGAGAGACAGGCAGAUGGGUAGUUGCCUCUCAACGCCCAACCACUGCGCUACUUCUAACAUAAACGAAGCCCAUCAGCGAGCAAGGAACCAAG
Messenger RNA from Salpingoeca rosetta, 2059 nucleotides. RefSeq lists its product as uncharacterized. Bases 376 to 1509 code for a protein of 377 amino acids. Gene Ontology annotation, cellular component: nucleus. Gene Ontology annotation, molecular function: ubiquitin protein ligase activity; zinc ion binding. The transcript is spliced from 10 exons. Gene Ontology annotation, biological process: protein ubiquitination; ubiquitin-dependent protein catabolic process. The record is from RefSeq and is a predicted model, not a curated record. Lineage: Eukaryota; Choanoflagellata; Craspedida; Salpingoecidae.